AUGGCUCCUGUCACCGUUUCUUCAUCGGGUAUUGGCGUUGCUCAUUUGCCCAACCAACGGCACAAAAUUGUCACCAACCGUGGUGCAAAGUUCACCGUCAUGGUGUGUGGCGAAUCGGGUGUUGGCAAGACCACUUUUAUCAAUACACUCUUUACAACGUCCAUCAAGUCAUACAAGAAUCCUGCAAAGCGCCAUGAGAAGCAGCUCGAUCGUACUGUCGAGAUUGAGAUUACCAAAGCAGAGUUGGAGGAACAGAUGUUCAAGGUCAAGCUCAAUGUGAUUGAUACGCCCGGCUUUGGUGAUUAUGUCAACAACUACGAUAGCUGGUUGCCUGUGGUCGAGUUCAUUGAUGAUCAGCAUGAGAACUAUAUGCGUCAAGAGCAACAACCAAGUCGUCAAGGUGUCAUCGAUAUGCGUGUGCAUGCUUGCCUUUACUUUAUCCGACCCAAUGGCCAUGGGUUGAAGCCUUUGGAUAUCGAGAUUAUGAAGCGUCUAGGAUCCCGUGUCAACUUGAUUCCUGUCAUUGCCAAGGCAGAUACCCUUACUCCCAAUGACCUUGCGCAAUUCAAGCAACGUAUUCUAGAGACGAUCGAAGCACAAAACAUCCGCGUCUACUCGUGCCCCAUUGAGAGUGAUGAAGAAGAUGUGACUACCCGAAACAAGGAUAUCAUGUCAGCCAUGCCAUUUUCCAUCAUUGGAUCCACGCAGCAAGUCAACACGCCUGAUGGUCGUCAAGUGUUGGGUCGUCAAUAUUCAUGGGGUGUGGCCGAAGUGGAGAAUGAAGAUCAUUGCGACUUUAAAAAGUUACGCAACCUGUUGAUCCGCAACCAUAUGCUUGAUUUGAUUUCCACGACCGAAGAGAUUCACUAUGAAAACUAUCGUCAACAACAAAUGGCUUCUCGCAAGUUUGGUGAACCAAAGGUGAAGAAAUACGAGAACCCCAAGCAUCGUGAGAAGGAAGACUUGCUUCGUAAGCAAUUCACAGAGCAAGUUAAGGCUGAAGAAAACCGUUUCCGUCAAUGGGAGCAGCAGUUGGUGUCCGAACGUGACCGAUUGAAUAAGGAUUUGGAAGAUCAACAUGCACGAAUCAAAGCCCUUGAAGCCGAACUUGAGCAAAUCUAUCACCUUCAGAGCCGUGGUACCUUGAGAAGGUAG
Molecule: messenger RNA, 1155 nt
Organism: Lichtheimia ornata
Lineage: Eukaryota; Fungi; Mucoromycota; Mucoromycetes; Mucorales; Lichtheimiaceae
Exons: 7
Coding region: 1-1155 (384 amino acids)
Biological process (GO): cytoskeleton-dependent cytokinesis
Cellular component (GO): septin complex; microtubule cytoskeleton; cell division site
Molecular function (GO): GTP binding; molecular adaptor activity; GTPase activity
Source: RefSeq, a predicted model, not a curated record